AUGGCGCGUUUGGCGCGGCGCCUGGCUUUCCUCCUCGUCUUCUUCCUCGUCCAGCUGUCGCCGAGCUGGGCCGACACGCCGGCCAACUGCACCUUCGAGGACCUAGUGGGCACCUGGGUUUUCCAGGUGGGCAGGGGACACGGAUCCCCGAGCCGGCACAUAAACUGCUCCGAAGUGGGUAAGUGACAGCGCGCAGGGCAGGGCGCUCGCCUCUCCAACUUCCUCCGCCUCCAGGAGCGAUCCCCGUUCCUAGUUCCCGUUACUGCCCUCCAUUCGGACCUAUUUUCCUUCCCCCAAUAAAACAACGCCAACAAAUAGAAAGGCAAGUUUGGAAAACAUCCGGCGAAUCAGCCCAGCGGCGCGGUUUGGCAGAUUUAGUUUCCUUGACUUCGGAAGUAAAUCUCACUGUAUUCCCGGAGGGUUUACUUCCUACCUAGGAGAUCUGCUGGGUAGGAUCAUUUUCAGGAAACCCCCUCCUUCCUUGUUGGAGGCAAAGCUGAACUUUGCAUUCGGUUUUCAAACUCCGCUCGGUGCGGGUUAUUUUAUUUUAUUUCGCGAGUUCAGAGCGGAGAAAGGGGUCUGGAUUUCACAGCGACAGAAAGUAGAAUGCUGUGCAAAUAAAAUGGAAUAGAAAGCAAAAGUAAGCAAGCUUUAGAAGGGUCACAGAUUGAACGCGUGUUCAAACUCCCCUUUAAAAAAAAAUCAUUGGGGCUUUACAAAUUUCUAACUUCGUAGCUGCUUCCCCUCCCGCCUUAAGAUCAUACAGUGGUACCUCGUGUUACAUACGCUUCAGGUUACAUACGCUUCAGGUUACACACUCCACUAAGCCAGAAAUAGUGCUUCAGGUUAAGAACUUUGCUUCAGGGUGAGAACAGAAAUUGUGCUCCGGCAGCGCGGCAGCAGCAGGAGGUCCCAUUAGCUAAAGUGGUGCUUCAGGUUAAGAACAGUUUCAGGUUAAGAAUGGACCUCUGGAACGAAUUAAGUACUUGACCUGAGGUACCACUGUAAUGUUUGCUGACCUUCUCAAGGCCAAAAUGGAUCUAAAACUGGACAUUUCUCUCCCUCCUACAACCUUGGACAGCCGAAUGUCUCUGGGAAGCUCACUAGUGGGGCUGAAAACAGGUGGUUGUGGUUUCCCCCCUGUCUGUAUUUAGAGGUAUACUGCUGCUCUGUGUGGAGGCUUCAUCUUGGCCUCAAGCUUAACAAGUUAACAUAUGUCUUCAACUUCAUUGGGGUAUAAUCAACUAGUACUGUGUGAGCUAGUUAUGUCUGCAUAUCACACGUGACUCAGCUCUUCACACAUGAAAACCUCCAGUUCUGUUAAUGAGUCACAUCUUCUAUCGCAGAAGCAAAGCUGUCUUUCUGUUUUUGUUCUUAUCUAAACCAUCUUGAGCAACAGGUCCUUGGUGGACCCUCCCAGCCUUGUUUCUGCUACAGACAUGGAGGGAAGGGAGGAGAAUCGUAGGAAUUGUAGAGUUGGAAAGGGACCACGACGGUCAUCUAGCCUGAAUGCCUGCAGUGCAGGAAUCUUUUGCUCAAAGCGACCCGGAGUCUCGUGCAGUGCUCUUGGGAAAAUUAAAAGAUGUUUUCCUUACUGCUGCACAACCCCAUCCUACCUCGGGAUAUUAAAAACCAAGGGGAUGACCUUCCAGGGCAAACUCUGUUUCUUCCAGCUACUACUUUGUUUUGGAUGUUUCCCCCACUUGAACUAUAAUAAUAAGAGUGCACGGAAACGCCAUUUACCUUCACAUCGCAGUGGUAUCUGUUGAUCUACUUGCACUGGCAUGCUUUCAAACUGCUAGGCUGGCAGGAUAUAUACUUAUACCCUGCCCAUCUGGCUAGGUUUCCCCAGCCACUCUGAGCAGCUUCCAACAGGAUAUUAAAAACACAGUAAAAGGUCAAACAUUAAAAACUUUCCUAUACCGGGCUGCCUUCAGAUGUCUUCUAAAAGUCAGAUAGUUGUUUAUUUCCUUGACAGCUGGUGGGAGGGUGUUCCACAGGGCAGGCGCCAUCACGGAGAAGACCCUCUGCCUCGUUCCCUGUAACCUCACUUCUCACAGUGAGGGAACUGUUAGAAGGCCCUCAGAGCUGGACCUCAAGUGUCCGGGCAGAACGAUGGGGGUGGAGACGCUCCUUCAGGUAUACUUUUUGAGAACUACCCUGAAAGGUCCUGCAGCUGAAUGCAUAAAGAAGAGAGCCUAGCCUUCAUGCAUGCUGUGGUUGGGGAAAAAAUGGGUGGGGUUUUUUCCCUCUUCAACAAUCUCUCUAGGUGCGUGAGUGCAGGUAUCUUGCAUGCUGGGAUAAUGGAACCUUUUUGUCUUUGUUGAAGUUACAUCCCUCUCCCAGUCUGUCUUACGGUCCACUGUUGGGGUUUAGCUAUCCAGCACUUGCAUACUAACAACUCAUUUCUUAGCAGGGCCUCUGUGUGUGCUGGGCAGGGAUGUAUCCUGCCCACCUGAUAGCUCAGUCGGCAGAACAUGAGACUAUUAAUCUCAGGGUCACGGGUUCGAGUUCCACAUUGGGCAAAAAAAAAAAAAAUCCUGCAUUGCAGGGGGUUGGACUAUAUGACCCUUGUGGUCGUUUUCCAACUCUACAAUUCUGUGAUUCUUUGUGAAUCAGGGGCUACUUCCAUCCGGUAAGACCAUCCCACCCUUAAACCAAAAGGAGGAUGUCAUUUUUUGUUGCCAGGUGUUGUAAACAAAAAUUGCCCUUUUCCCUUAUGGGGUAUCCAAGAGCCCAUAUAGAGUCCUUACAUAGGUUCCCUAUUGGUAGGAGAGAAUAACAGAGGCCAACCAGAGAAUAUUGAGAAGCAAAGCAGCUUGUAAGCUUGAUCUUUAUUGAUCUGUUGCAACAGGGUGCUCCCCUCACACGCAGGAAAGGAGGAGGACUCAGAAAAAUGGCAUGCAAGGCCUUAUAAAGGCUUUUGAAAUUGCCACCCUGUAGAUCAAGACCACCCCCAGAAACAUCAUACAUGCAUCACAGAAGGGGUGUAACCUAAGACCACCACUCAGAUACAUUACACCUACAUCACAGAAAAGGCAGUCUUAAAACAGAAAAUUGAAUGAUUGGAUUGUCUGGGUAGCCUGGGCAGUCUUUUGUAAUGAUAAAUACUUAGUUCCUGGGCCAUGUCACAGGCUCACACCCUAUUCAUAUCUUAAAUGUGCCCUUAAGACAGGAUUUGUGAGGAAAGAGACAAUGGGGAGGUUUGCCACUUUGACCUUGCAGACAAAACAUUUGCUCAGUUUAGAAAUCAAAAUGGUUCCAGGUUGGUCUGCCUGUGCUGAUCUAUGUACGUACUUGGUUACUACAUUUAUGAACAUUUCCAUAUAUCUAAGACCUCAAAAUUCCUAUCACACAGGAUAAAAAAUUCCCAGCAAAGUUUGUCUGUAGUGCAGCUGCUUAAAGAUGCAGGAGCUCUUCUGGUUUUUUUGGUGUUGUUUUUAAGCUGGCGACUGGAGUCAGCUUGUAUGUAGCUUGACUGUAUGCAUUACAUCAGGGUCUAUAAGAAAUUGGAGGGGGAGGACUAUAUGCAAUGUUUAUUCUCAGCUUUUUUUCCCUAUUGCACAAGCUAGCAGUCGCCCGCCCCGCCCCAAGUUUUUGCAGCUUAAAGAACUUGAAAGAGGAAGAUAAGAAUCAACAGAGAAAGAGACAGGAAGGAAGAAAAAAAGUAUCAGAGAAAGAUGGAAAGGCCAGAACAUUGGGGGAAAUGAAAGUGACGGGGAGGGUACAAAAAAUAGAGGUACCUGGGAAAGAAGGGGGUGCAUGAGCUUAGCCUAGGGGGGCAGCCGCAUUUCUAAAUCAGUAAAAAUCAAUAGAAAUCAAUAGAAAUCUGUGGAUCUGCCCCCCCUAACGAAAGCCUGCCCCCUCCCAACAAAAAUCCUGGAUACGCCCAUGGGAGGGGGAGUAAGCGGAUUCCCCACCAUUUCAUUACAGUGGUAUCUCGCGUUACAUACGCUUCAGGUUACAUAUGCUUCAGGUUACAGACUCCGCUAACCGAGAAAUAGUGCCUCGGGUUAAGAACUUUGCUUCAGGAUGAGAACAGAAAUCGCACACCAGCAGGAGGCCCCAUCAGCUAAAAUGGUGCUUCAGGUUAAGAACAGUUUCAAGUUAAGAAUGGACCUCCGGAACAAAUUAAGUACAGUGGCACCUCGGGUUAAGUACUUAAUUCGUUCCGGAGGUCUGUACUUAACCUGAAACUGUUCUUAACCUGAAGCACCACUUUAGCUAAUGGGGCCUCCUGCUGCCGCCGUGCCACCGGAGCACGAUUUCUGUUCUUAUCCUGAAGCAAAGUUCUUAACCUGAAGCACUCUUUCUAGGUUAGUGGAGUGUGUAACCUGAAGCGUAUGUAACCUGAGGUACCACUGUACUUAACCCGAGGUACCACUGUAUUCAGGGGGAGGAAAUAUCUGCCUUUCUUAACCUGUAAUUGGGUAGUGAGGCUCCCUCACAAAGAAUAAGACUGAAGCUGAGCCCCAAUCCCGUCUCAAAGCAAAAGGCAUCUUAGCAAGUUCAGCAUAGCUGUGAUUCUUUGCAUUGUGAGGGGUUGGGCUAAAUGACCCCAUGGGGUCCCCUUCUGACUCUACCAUGCUACGAUCCUAUGGCAAUGCGAGAGGAAGCACCAUGGCACAGCGGUGUGACCUUCUGUUUAUUUUGUAGCAGCGUGUAAUGAUUGAACAUGGCCUGUUUAAGUAGAAUUCAGUAUGAAUAAAUAAAUGGCUGAGUAGUCAAGGAAUUGGUCCUAUAAUAUUGUUGCAGGAAUUUAUGUAUGGGGGGGGGUUGCCCCUCCAGCAGAUAUCAGCACAAUCACUUUUGUGACCUUUGUGAUUUGUCCUCACAAAACACUCCAUCACAGUUUCUUCCUAUCUAUUCAAAGGGCCUUUGCUUCAUGAUACUAAAUGUAACAAUUCACUGAUAAAUCUAUCUAUGUACUGGCUCACUGGGAAAACUUCAGGAAUUCAUAUAGACAUGUGAGCUCAGCUGCUCAGCAGCCCCUCUGCCUGAGUGAUAAUUCCUGGCAUCCUGAUACCUGAGCGCCAGACAGGCAGCCAUUCCAGAAAUAUCAAACCCAGAUAAAGACAAAAGGGUGUGAUUAACUUGGCUGGGAAACAGGGAAAUGUAAAUAUCUCUUUUGUUCCACUUGAUGGGUGUUUGGUGGAGGGCAAGGAGAACCAUGGGGCAGGGUCCAGGAUGCUCAGAUUACUGCCACCAGACCUCCCCUUUCAUGAUGUAACCGUGAUGUAUGAGUGAUGUAGUUUGGGGGGGGUGGUGCUGUGGGUUAAACCACAGAGCCUAGGACUUGCCAAUCAGAAGGUUGGUGGUUCGAAUCCCCACAACGGGGUGAGCUCCCAUUGCUCAGUCCCUGUUCUUGCCAACCUAGCAGUUCGAAAGCACAUCAAAGUGUAAGUAGAUAAAUAGGUACCGCUCCGGCGGGAAGGUAAACGGCGUUUCCAUGCGCUGCUCUGGUUCGCCAGAAGCGGCUUAGUCAUGCUGGCCACAUGACCCGGAAGCUGUAUGCCGGGUCCCUUGGCCAUUAAAGCGAGAUGAGCGCCACAACCCCAGAGUCGGUCACGACUGGACCUAAUGGUCAGGGGCCCCUUUACCUUUAACAUGGGGAUUAGCAGCUAAUAAAAGUUUGGGAGCUCUUUUGUUCGGGGCUUCCAUCUUGUUCCAACUUGUGGCAGGUGGGAGUCCUGUCGCGACAGUCUUCAAUAAAGCCCAAGCCUACUGGCUGCUGUUUUGCUCUAUUAUUCCUGGCUGGUGUCCUUGUUUUUUGUCCAAGGGAGCCCUCAGAUUUCUCUGUUAACAGUAUGCUAUUCAGGGGUAGGCAACCUAAGGCCCAGGGGCCAGAUGCGACCCAAUCACCUUCUCAAUCCGGCCUGUGGACGGUCUGGGAAUCAGCAUGUUUUUACAUGAGUAGAAUGUGUCCUUUUAUUUAAAAUGCAUCUCUGGGUUAUUUGUGGGGCAUAGGAAUUCAUUCAUUUCCCCCCCCCCCCCCCAAAAAAAUAUAGUCCGGACCACCACAGGAUCUGAGGGACGGUGGACCAGCCCACGGUUGAAAAAGGUUGCUGACCCCUGUGCUAUCUGUAUAAGUUUAUGAAGAUUUGAAAGGAACCAGCAUUUGUCUUCGUUUUGUGCUCUUUUUAUCUUCUCUCUCUAUUUCUUUUUUUAGAAGCUACUUUGCACCUUUUUGAAUCCCAUUUGCCCAGCUGCACAAAAACUUAUUACACACUCAUUUUUUUUGUGUGUGUGAUGUCACACAAAAUGUUUCCAGCUGCACCUCAGAUUAACCCUGUGUGUAAUGUGGUUUAGCAAACGAAAUUGGAUGUGUCUAUCUCUAACUAAAACUUAAAAGCCCCUGUUUGCAGAGGGUGGGUUUUGUUUGAACUGGAUUGCUUGGGUCUACAGGCAGCUCCAGUUUGGGUCAAAUUUGGUUUUAUUGGAAGCGCUUGUCUUAAUAACAUCAGUGCUGAUUGGAGAACAUGGUUCAGCCCUCUCAGGAUGUUGGCCACUUUGUCUGAAGUGCAGACUAAGAAGUAGAUAGAAAAUGGUCAAAAGGGGAAUGGUGAUUUGCUGAAGGGAAGUGUUUUUUUUCUUUAUUUAUAUUUUACAUCAGCACUUCUCUACAUUAGUCAUGGUCACAAGGUCAGAAAGUUUAUGCCUGAAAGAGUGAACAAUGCAGUUUGCCUUCCUCCUGACCCUCACAUGAUUGCAGACAGUAUUUUUUUAAAUUUAGGUUUUAUGUCUUACAACUUUAAGCAGCAGAAAUGGAAACAUUAAUUGGGCCUGAAUUCUACAUUUUUAAUUAUGCGUACUGUAAAAGAAAAAUACUUACCACAGUUUCAUUAAAAAUAAUACUUAUUGGACCAGAAUUCCACAUUUUUAAUUAUAUGUUUAAAAGAAAAUACUGACAUAUCGCAAUCUCAUUAAAAAAGAAAGUCAAGGUGGUGCACAACAAUUUAUAUAUGAGCAAAGGCACGUCGAAAAUUAAAAUCACAAGUCCCCAGCUGAUAAUUAAUUCAUUGCCUCGUCACAUUAAAAAGUUUUUGGCAAAUUGUUAAAAGUUGUUGUAGAAGAUGCCUGCUGCAUCCAUAUUGGAAGAGCAUGAAACUGGAUGAUGCAAUAAUCAUGUCCAAAGUCCUGAAUUGCUUAAAAAAAAUAUGGUUUGCUUCACACAGCCGUUUGAAUACAUUUAUUUUCUUAAAUUUAUACAUGGCUUAUCUUCCAUCAUGGAACUGAAUGUCGUUUGAUCAGUUCUGCUGCCGCAGGCCCACUCCUUCAGGAACCCUUUUUGGCGCAGUAUAAAUGCCACCAAUCAGUCAAUAAAUCCCAUCCAGGUACUGGCCAGACCCAGAGCUGCUUGUUUUGGAUGCUCUUGUAUGGAUGCUUUAGCUGAGAUUCCUGCUUUGCGGGGGGGUUGGGCUAGAUGACCCUUGGGUCCCUUCCAACACUAAGAUUCUAUGAUCUUCAGCAAAAUAGAUGCAUUACGUGCCUUCAGACCAUGCCUUGAGAUUGUAUGCCUCUGAGCCCAUUCAUAAAGGUGAGCAUGUCAGACCAGAACAAAGGACAUGGAUUCAAAUCCUUCCCUGGCUUUGAACCUCACGGGGUCCAGACAGUUUUUCAACCUAAUAAUCUUCACAGGGUGGGUUGUAUGGAUAAAAUGAAGGUGGAGAAAGAUCUGUCUGUGUUGUCCUGAAUGAUUUGGAGGAAGAACAGCCAAGCAAUGUGAUAUUUAUUUAUUUCAUAAAAUUUAUUCACGGCUUGAUUUUCUACUUUAAACUUCAAAGUGGUUUACAAAGCAUAGAUGGAAAUAAAGAUUGUUACCACCUCUGCUUGAUUCCUAUGCUGGGCACAGAGAAAGGACAUGACUGUUCAUCACUUCUGACACCCCUGCUCACUAGCCUUGCUUACCGGGCCAGUAUAUAAUUGCAGGGCUGUGUUACUGUUGCAUCUGUGCAUUGGCCAGCUUGCUUCUUCAGCCUGGUUCUCUUCCCCAUCCCCAAAUUGGUGAAAAUUCUCUUUGCUGCUUCUCUCCAGGGGCUGUGGAGAAAAAAGUUGUCGUUAACCUUCAGAAACUCGAUGUUGCUCAGGACGAUCAAGGGAACUUUGGCUUCUUCACGAUAAUUUACAACCAAGGCUUCGAGGUUGUGCUGAACAACUACAAGUGGUUUGCAUUUUUUAAGGUAAUGUAGCUUCCAAAUAAUAAUAAUAACUAAUAAUAAUAAUAAUAAAACCUCUGCACCAUUUUCCUCCAGAAUAUGUUGGGAAUAAAGGGCUCUUCCAAACUUUGAAAUUCUUGUUGGCAAAAUAAUUUGGAAGGAGUAUAAUCGGUGCUUUUUUUCUGGGGGUACUCAAGAGUGCGCAGUAUCUGCAGCUAUUUUUCUAGAAGAAAAGUGCUGUAUAAUAUAUGAUGUCUCCAUAAGGUAAAACAUAAAUGUCCCCUGGACAGUUUGGUCCAGUCAAAGGCGACCAUGGGGUGUGGUGCUCAUCUCACUUUUGGGACCGAGGAAGUCACUGUUUGUCCACAGACAGCUUUCCGGGUCAUGUGGCCAGCAGGACUAAACCACUUCUGGUGCAACAGAACACUGUGACAGAAACCAGAGCGCACGAAAAUGCCAUUUACCUUCCCACCAUAGCGGUACCUAUUUAUCUACUUGCACUGGUGUGCUUUCGAACUGUUAGGUAGGCUGGAGCUGGGACAGAGCAAUGGGAGCUCAUCCCAUCACGGGGAUUCGAAUUACUGACCUUCCGUUUGGCAAGCCCAAGAGGCUCGGUGGUUUAGACCAUGGUGCCACCCAUGUCUCUGUACAGCCUAUUUGAAGAGUGAGCAGAGGAGCAGUUCUGGAUUGGACAAAGCUCUCACAUUGAACACAUGCUUAGAUUCUGAAACUUGUCAUAUUUUUCACUAAGCUUUGUUGGUCUGUCUUUGGAAGCCAAGAAAGCUGGCAAUUGGCUGCAGACCUUCAACUCUCUGUCGAAAUGCCUGUUUGCUCCUUGCCGUUUCCAGGAGAACUUUAAAACAGGCUUCUGAGUAAGGAAUCUCCUGGUGCAAAGGUCUUGUUUACAGGCCUGCCUGUGCCUGCCGCAGAAGCUUUUGGAUGGGUCUGGAAUUCAGUUUCAUCAGAAUCGCUCGAUAAUGGUGGGAGAGGUGGGUUGCAGGUGUGAAGGUCAAACUGGUCCAAAACACAGCCUUGACUCUUCCAGCCAAAGGUUGCCAUUGCCCCAUGAUGUCGCAGGACAGUGGGCAUUUAUGCAGACUAGGGGUGGCUUGCUUGGUGAGACCCUUCUAGGAACAUGCAAGACAAUGGGGUUUGUUCUCCUAAAUGGUAGAGCUUGUGGAUGCCUGUUAGUUGACCGUGCUACAUCAGAAGGGAUCUUGCAUGCUCUUUUGAACAAUAGCAAAAAAAACCAACACCCUGUGCAUAAAAAAAACUCCUGUGUUCGGGAGCUCUUGGAACAGCCUUCCCCAACCUGAGGCCUUCCAGAUGUUGUAGGAGACCAACGCCCAUCAGCCCCAGCAAACCAGGCCCAGUGGCCAAGGAUUAUGGGACUAUGGCCCUCCAGAUGUUGCUGCAUUGCAGACGGUUGUCUUAGAACAUGCAUGCAAAUUUCCUCUCAUCAUACCAUUUGUUCAUUCAAUGUAGUAUUGUCUACUUUGAGUGACAGCAAGGUUUCAAGCAGAGUCUUUCUAGCUGGAAAUGCCUGGGAUUACAUCUGGUAUUUGCUGGGCAAUGCACUCAUUCUUUCCCUCUGCUACAGCAUUUCCAAGAUCCCUGGCAAAAUUGAGCAGAGAGGAACGAGCGGCGGCGAGUUCCCUUUGAAUGUAUUCUACAAACCACUUGUGGUGGGAAACUUAAACGUGGGGCUUUGUGGAAGUUGAAAAUGGUCAUCACCUGGAGUCUGUGUAUGCAAUAAUAAUACUAUUAUUUCAUUUACAAAUAAAUCGCUUCCCAUAAGGGCAUCACCGAAGUGAUCUGCAAUGUAUCUAAGACGGAUACGGAUUUUUUUUAAAAAAAAAGUUAAAACAAUUACGUAUAGAAGAACAAUUGUUAUAAAUAGUUGCGCAUUGCAGGGGGUUGAACUAGAUCACCCUCAUGGUCCCUUCCAAGUCUACAAAAUCUGAUUCUGUGAUCUAAGAACAAGGUAAAAAACAACAACACGUAAAAUCAAUUCAAAUCCCAGAUUUAUUUAAAAAAUAAAGAUUUUUGAAGGCUUGCUGAAAGAACAGGCAACAAAGAAGGACUUCCAAAGGUUAGGUGCCACCAUACUAAAGGCCGGAUUCUGACCUUGUGUAGAACAGAACUUCUGAUAGGAUGGCAACUGCAGGAUGCCAUCGUCUGCAUAAGCAGUGAUUGGUUGGGUACAUAGGGGGUGAGAUUAAUAUAUGGCAUUCAGUGACUGUGUACACACACAUAUAUGACUAUAUAGAUGUCUAGUUUUUUGAAGCAUGGUAGAUAAGAAAAUUGAGGUUGGUUGUUUCUGAGUUGGUGUGGAACGUAAGCAGAUUUCUGUUAAAAGCAAAGCUGAAUUGCUGAGCAGAUGGCAUUGAAAGAGCUCCAUCCCUAUCUUGCUUUGGGUGCCAACCAUUGUUUGUAGAGACCUAAUGAGAAGAGUGUUGGUUGAAAGAGGUGACUCUGUAGACUGCAUACACUUCACUGCCAGUUGGACAAGUCUUUGUGAUAUCUGUAGUGCCUCCAUGGGGUGUGGGGCUAAGUCCCAUUUCAUGCAUUAAAUCAUAACAGUGCCAAGCAUUUAAUGCACUGUCAUACCACCUCAAACCAUGAUGGCUUGCCCAAAAGAAUGAUGGGAUCUGUAGAGUGCUGAGAUUUUAGAAGAUGCCUCAUUCCCCUCGCAGAGCUACAAGUCUCAAAGCUCCCCUGGGAAAGAGAGGUUGGUUGUUAAGCCACUCUGAGAAUCGUAGCUCUGGGAGGAGUCUCCCAACAUCUGCUUUAUAGAGCAUCUAUUUAUGCAGAAGAUCGCAAGCAUCUCCGGGGAAGACUUGUCUGAAACCCUGGAGAACCUCUGCAAGUCAUUGUAGGCAAUACUGAACUACAUGGUUCAAUGGUCUCACUCUAUAAGGCAUAUCAAGGGUCUGGAAACCAAGCCUUAUGAGGAGCGGUUGAAGGAGCUGGGUAUGUUUAGCCUGGAAAAGAGGAGACUGAGAGGAGAUACGAUAGCCAUCUUCAAAUCACUCAAGGGCUGUCACAUGGAAGAAGAAGAGUUUGGAUUUGAUAUCCCGCCUUUCACUCCCCUUCAGGAGUCUCAAAGCGGCUAACAUUCUCCUUUCCCUUCCUCCCCCACAACAAACACUCUGUGAGGUGAGUGGGGCUCAGAGACUUCAGAGAAGUGUGACUGGCCCAAGGUCACCCAGCAGCUGCAUGUGGAGGAGCGGGGAAGCGAACCCGGUUCACCAGAUUGCCAGUCUAUUGCUCUUAACCACUACACCACACUGGCUCUCUUCACACUGGAAGAGGAAACAAGCUUGUUUCCUCUUACUUCAGAUGGUAGGACCCAAACCAAUGGCUUCAAGUUACCAGAAAGGAGAUUCCGCCUAAAUAUUAAGAAGAACUUUCUGACAGUAAGAGCUGUUGAACUCCCUUGAAAGGUGAUGGACUCUCCUUUCUUGGAGGUUUAUAAGCAGAGGUUUGGAUGGCCAUCUGUCCUGGAUGCUUUAGCUGAGAUUCCAGCAUUGCAAGGGGGUUGGACUAGAUGACCCUCGGGAUCCCUUCCAACUCUGCCAUUCUAUGCUAAGGGCCGGAUCAACGUUGCUGAGAAGCUAAGCCACAAAUUUUCCUACACCCCUUCUAAACACACACAAACACCAGGUGCCCUUCCUGGCUUUUUCUUUCCCCCCCUUUUUUUAAGAAGCAGCCACUGCAUGAAGUUUUCACGCUUCAGGUUAUCAGGGGGGGAAAGGCCACUUAAAACCGCCAAGGCUCAUCGUUUCACGACGCCUGGGACCAGCAGGCAAGGAAAAGAGCCGGCGGCAAAAGAAAAAAGAAGCUGUUGUGUUUUGUGUUAUUGCUUUGGAGGUACACGAAGUUUCCGGGAUGCCGUUCCAAAUUCAUCAAGAUCGACGGCAGGCAGCUCAGCGGAGCUUCGGGGCAAAGGAACUUGGAACGUUUUAGCACCGCAGAGCCUACAGUCCCUGCCGGCAUCGUGCCAAGGAGGCAAAUUUCACCCUUUCUGCAAAGCAUAAAAGCAACAGAGGUCUAAAGUGCGUCCCUCAUGUCAAGGAAACAAAGCUGCAGGCAAAACCAAAAAUAUAGGAAGCAUAUGGUGGCUGGUAGGGUAUCUAAAUCUGGGCAAAUGCAUCUUCCUUGAGCAGAAAAACUUGGCUUGCUUCUCAGGCAGGUUGAUCCAGCCCUUAUCACAAAAUUGUAGGGUUGGGAGGGACCCAGAGGCACACUGAAAUGUAGGCAUCACAGCUCUGUAAUCACCUAGUCCAGAAGGUCACUGGGCUUUUGGGGCCAGUGGACGCAUUCGUAAGCCAGAAACUCUUAUGGGCAACACCCCUCUAUUUUAUUGCUUAGAACAGAAUAGAAUCAAUACUGUUACUUCUCUUAAUCUGGACACAAUACAUCUGUUGAUGCACCCUAGAAUAGCCUUGGCUUUUGUUUUUUGCUGCUGUAUCCCAUUGUUGACUCAUGUUCAGCUUGUGGUCCAGUAAGACCCCUAGAUAUUUUUCGCAUGUGCUACUUCUUUCAAACUUAAUUUCCAUGGGAAGUUGGAUUACAGGGAGGAGAUGUCUCUUUAAAGACUUUUCACCCCACCUUUCCUCCCAGGAGCUUCAAUGCAAGGGUACAUGAUUAUUCCACCUCUACAUUUUAUGUGGCUUAGGGCCCUCGUAUUUAGGGGACCACCUCUCCUGGUAUGCCCUGCAGAGGACCUUAAGGUCCAUGAAUAAUCAUAGUUUAGAGGUCCCAGGCCCCAAGGAAGUCAGAUUAUCCUCCACCAAGGCCAGGGCCUUCUCAGUGAUGGCUUCAACCUGGUGGAAUUCUCUGUCCCAUGAGACCAGGGCCCUGCGGGAUUUAACUUCCUUCUGCAGGCCCUGUAAGACAGAGCUAUUCUGCCUGGCUUUCAAUUUGAACUUAGCAUGAUCUUUUAUUCCCCUUCCUUCCCUCCCCCUCCCCUUUUUGUGAAGAUUACCCGCUCUGGGAUCCCACAGCUGGUUCUCCCCUGGUCUCCUCGCUGGCCCAAGUGGGACUAAUUUAGCCAGCUAGCCCUAACGUUUAUUGGAUGGAUUUUCCCCCUAAAUUGAUUUUUGAAUUCUGAAUUUAUUGUUAUUCACAUUUUAUACUGUAUUUUAUCCUGUUUUUUGUUGCAUCAAUUAAGUGUUUUAAAUUUGUUGUUAGCUGCCCUGAGCCCGGUUUUCUGAACCGGGAAGGGUGGGAUAUAAAUAAAAAUUUAUUAUUAUUAUUAUCCUCAGAACAACCCUGUGAGGUCAGUUAGCCUGAGAGGCAGUGACUGGCCAAAGGAGCUCCGCAGAAGGCAAGGCAUUUCCAGGCUGCGUGGGUGCUUUUCCCUGGUUCGGUAGCUCACCAAAGGGCCAAAGGCAGUGUUAGAAAUUAGUCAGGCGUGUUUUGUAACUGGUGCGGGUCAAAUUGUGACCAUGUGGAUGCCGGGUUGGAGACCGGAGAAAGCAAAACGUCACUUAAAGGAUCUGAAAUAUUUUCCUUGAAGCUUGAAUUUGUUUUACUCGAUGUUUUAUUUGUUGUGUACCACUUCGAGAGUUGUUCUUUAAAAUAUAAAGUGUUGUAGAAAUGGAAUUACGGUAAUCGCCACCAUCAUCCCCAUUGCAAAAUGGGCAGAAUCUGACCAGCAUCCCUUUCGCUUCCCUUCCCAGUAUAAAAAGGACGGCUUAAACGUAACCAGUUACUGCCACGAGACCUUACCUGGGUGGGUCCAUGAUGUGUUGGGCCGGAACUGGGCAUGCUUCACCGCGCAAAAGAUCUCCCCUUCAGCCUCCGGUGUUCGUGUAAAUCAGCUGCCUUUGAAAUCCACUGGAAGGUGAGUGGAAACAAAUGCCAUUUUGUUUGGUUAAUUGUAUGCUCUGAUACGAAGACAGGAGUGCCUGGCGUGCUCUGGUCCAUGGGGUCACGAAGAAUCAGACACGACUAAACAACUAAACAACAACAACAUGCUCUGAUACAGGCUCCGUCAUAGAGCCAGACAGAGAUAACUGAAGCAAGGCCCCUGAACUGUUUUUAUCCCAGCUGAUCAUUCUAACAAUUCUUGACUUUGUGAAAUAGUGCCUGAGCCUUUUUGUGGUUACCUCCUCCCUCCCCAUACAUUUUCCUUUUGUGUUAUGUCAAGACAAGGACUGUCUACUGGUCUUGAAAACAAAUAAGUACUGAAGGCCAGUUGAUUCAGAAGACUGCAGGCUCAUCCUGCUGGCUCUCCUUCAGAGACUGGUAGUGUUUAUUUUUGCACUGACAUGGGAGAGAUGGGACCACUGUUUUGGCUCAGUGUGAUGCAGCUUCAUAGGUUUCCAUAGGUCCAUAAUGAGAGGGUUUGUAUGUUACAUCCCAAAACCGUACAAUCUGUGUACGCAAGUAACUGAGCUGUACACAUAUGUUCAAUGAGUGUAGAGUCAGUGUACACAACACUUAAGCUGUACAAAUCAACCUGUGAACAAUGACUUAGGCAUGUGUAGAGACAUGUUCAGUGCAACUAUAGUCAUCAGAAUCCAUAGAUCUUUUGAGGCAUCCUCUGGCUCAUGUGUGGUACCUGUUUUGACCCUCUGAUCAUAGGGAACUAGAAUUCUGGUAUUCAUGCUUAAAACCCAGUCAGUAUUCAGACUUAAAGGGGCAGGUGGGGCUCGUUGGCUUGGGAAGGUAGCCUUGCAGGGACAUCUUUGGGAGAAGAAAAGGCUUCCUCAACCUCAGCCCUCCAGAUGUUUUUUGAAACUACAAUUCCCAUCAUUCCUGACCACUGGUCCUGCUAGCUAGGGAUCAUGGGAAUUGUAGGCCAAAAACAUCUGAAGGGCCGAGGAAGCCUGGAGUAAACCCUACAGAAAUCCAGAAUGGAGUCCCUAAGACAGCUGGAUGGCGCCAUGUAUGUCUCCUUCUGGCAACUCCUGCAGCCAAGCUGGUGCCAAACGUCUUGCUCUGCUUUCCUUUGGACCACAUCAUUGAGGCUGAGAGGGCAGGGUCUUGCCAUCUGGGCAGCCCAAGACCUCCAUCCACACUGCCCAGGCUUGUGUUUCAGAGAGAUCAUUUCAGUGCUGCCAGCACAGCAGUUUGGCUUCACCCCACAAGGUGCACUCCAUUGUCUCUUGAGGCAGACAGAUGCCAGAACAACAACAACAACAUUCAUACUUCAUAUCUGAAACGUUGUGGCUCUUCUAGGUACAGAAAGUCAUUGCAAAGUCCAGUUAAGGUGUACCUGUAUUUGUACAGUUUAUUUUUCUGCCACUUAGAACAGCAGUUCCCAAACCUUUUCUUCCAGAAACCUCUUGGAAAUUGCUGGAGUUCUUGUAGGACCACUUAAUGAUUUUUCUGCCCAUUUUAAUGUACUCUGCUGGAUGUUGGAUGAUUUUUAAUUAUACCUUGACUGCUCUGUUUACUUCCUGUAUGUUGCAUUUUAUUGCAUUACAAUAAAAUAAAAUACAAUAUAACAAAUAAAAGUACAAUUAAAAAUCAAUAUGAAUUGUUCAUGUAAUAGCUGUGCCGUCCCCCAUCUUCAACCACGAAGCCACAGACCUGUCAGGGAUCACCUGAAUGAUGCUCAUUGAGCACUGUUUGGAAACACUUGGCUUCGAGAGUUGUUCGAUUAAGUUUUUUUAUAAGUCUUUAAAUAAAAUGAGUGUAAACCAGUUAAUUCUUGUUCCUUGUUGCUAUUAAAACAUAGACUGUGAGCAGUGCCAGAUUUACGUAUAAGCUAAACAAGGGACGCGGGUGGCGCUGUGGUCUAAACCACAGAGCCUAGGGCUUGCUGAUCAGAAGGUCAGCGGUUCGAAUCCCCGCGACGGGGUGAGCUCCCGUUGCUCGAUCCCAGCUCCUGCCAACCUAGCAGUUCGAAAGCACAUCAAAGUGCAAGUAGAUAAAUAGGUACCGCUCCAGCAGGAAGGUAAACGGCAUUUCCGUGACCUGCUCUGGUUCGCCAGAAGCCACUUAGUCAUGCUGGCCACAUGACCCAGAAGCUAUACGCCGGCUCCCUCGAUCAAUAAAGCGAGAUGAGCGCCGCAACCCCAGAGUCGUCCGCGACUGGACCUAAUGGUCAGGGGUCCCUUUACCUUUAAGCAAGCCAUAGCUUAGGGCCCCACUCUCUUGCCCCCCCCCCAAGGGGGGAAAACCUGGAUGUACAUUUCCAAGAUAUAAGAUAAAAAACAAAUAAAAUAAAACCUACAUACAGCAACAGUGUUUUGUGUUGUGUAGGCUCCCAUGAUGUAAGUAAUGGGCCCCGCCUGCUAGCCUGCUCCCUAAAAUAUCACUGGUUUGCUCAUUUCUAUAUAUUGGGUGCCUGCAUUCUGCAUGGACUGAUUGCUUGGCAACAUGUGCAAAUGACUUUAGGUCCAUAAAUUACCAUAUAGCAUAUAUUCAACACAAAAAAGCAACAAUUUGUUGUUGACAAAGGACACCUGGACAUAUAAAGGGCCCCAUUAGCUUCAGUAGCUUAGGGCCUCAUCAAACCUAAAUCCGGCGCUGACUGUGAGGCAGAGAUUUCAACUUUAAAUGCCCGCCUGUGAAGCACUAUGAUUGCUGGUGGCAUUGUCUUAAUAACAAAGGGUCUCUUGUCUUGUGGAAGAGUUUCAUGAGGGGUUGCGUUGGGCUGUUUUCUUAAUAAACUACUGGGACUUAAGCAGAUUCUAGCCUUCGCAAGGCUCCCUCGCCUAACGCGUCGUUUGUGUCUCGACCGCAGAUCUCUGCAGAAGUUCUACGUGAACAACUACGACUUCGUAGGAGCAAUCAACGCCAUUCAGAAAUCGUGGAAAGCAGUAGCCUACAAGGAAUAUGAAGGCCUCACCCUAGAAGAUUUGGCUCGGAGAGCAGGCGGGUUAAAUCCCAGAAUUCCAAGGUAAAGGGAUCGUGACAUUUUGGCCUAGUCGUCACCAAGGGACCAUAAACCUGGGGCUGGCUUGUGCUGCUUAAAAGGGUUGGUGGUGCUGAACACACCUCCGUUCAUCGUCCUGUGUGUGCGCAUACAUGUAUGGAGAGCGAGAAGGAGAGAGUUUUACAACUCGUGUCUCCAGCUCCUACUGCUUUCACAAGCUGUGUGUAAAGGCAGUGGUCCUUCCAUGGGAAAGCUGUGCUAUCUUUGAAUGAGAAUCAUUCUUCACACAGCACAUAGUUUAAACUAUAGUGGUACCUCAGGUUAAGAACUUAAUUCAUUCUGGAGGUCUGUUCUUAACCUGAAACUGUUCUUAACCUGAAGCACCACUUUAGCUAAUGGGGCCUCCUGCUGCCGCCGCCGCCACGCAAUUUCUGUUCUCAUCCUGAAGCAAAGUUCUUAACCCGAGGUACUAUUUCUGGGUUAGCGGAGUCUGUAACCUGAAGUGUCUGUAACCGGAUGUACCACUGUAGGGGAUUCUCUCCCACAAGGGGCAGGGAUGGCUGCCAGCAUGGGUGGCUUCCAAAGAGAUCUGGAGGGCCUCAUUAGCUCCUAGACCUGAGAUUCCCUGCCUUUUCCUUUUAUAAAUAAAUUCAAAAAGGGGGUAAAUACAAAAAACAGAAUCCCAACUUAGCCUCCCCACUGCCACCCAAGGACGGAGCAGUCUUUUUAAGUUUGCCAAAGUCCAGUCUUUGAUUUUGGCGCUUGCUAUUCUUCAGAGUUAUCAGUAAAGUAUUUUACAGAACGAUGCAUAUUUAAACAAAAUCAUCUUCAUCAUUUGUAGUAUUCAGUGCAUGUGAUCUCUUUUGUUAAUCUUUCUGAUGCAUCAAUCGGACAUACAUUCCGUUUCCAACAAGAAAUGCACACAUCGUUUCCAAUUCUGUGCCGCUCAUAGAAGCACUGCUACUAAAAGGAGAGUAAUUAGUUAUUCAGGUUGCCCUUCUUUUAAAAUGGUUAACAAUCCCAAACUUGGGGUAUAUUCUACGUGUUAACCUAUAGUAUAGCUUAUUUCUGUAAAUACCCACUGCCAGAAGGGCUGUACAUGCUCACGCUUCCACCACAUGUGAAGUGUUGUACCUUUUCCAUAGAUGAACACUCUGCUGCUUGUAGGAAGACAUGCAGGAAGGCUGUGUGGACAUUGCAGCUCUCGGAUGGUGUUCCAAUUCUUCCUCUUGUCAAAUAAUAGGGAUUCCAAUAUGAAGUAUUUGGGUUUUAUUUCUUUAUAGGCCAAAACCUGCCCCUCUGACUGCUGAACUAAUGAAACAAGUUUCCAACCUGCCUGAAUCUUGGGACUGGAGGAACGUGAAUGGUGUUAACUACGUCAGCCCAGUGCGAAACCAGGGUAGGAUAUGUUCCUUUCAUACCUUUUGUUACUGAAAUAACCAACAAGGUGUUCUAGAAAAGUCAAAUACACAACUUGGAUGUACACAGCCUACAGCCAGUUCUUUUGAGAGAGAUGGAUGCAAGUCAGGGACAUUGCAACGUGGGAUGCUGUCAUCCAUCGUGAGAACAACUAAAGAGUUGAACUCAUUCACAUCAUAAAGUGUAUUAGCCACUUGACUGCGGCAUUGCCCAGAAACCUUGCCUCACCUUUUGCCAUGACCAUAGAUCAGAUGUGGGGAACAUAAGCAUUUUCUGCUCCCAUUUUGGUUUUCAGCAGUCUCCUGGUUGAGGCCGGAAGGCUGGAGUUUGCUCUUGUGGGUCCCACCCCGGUUUCAGUGUUGGGUUAUGAAUUGGCCCAGUCUGACACGCCGCCAGCCUCUGGGUUUCACUCAACUUAAUAUUGGAUGCUUGUUAACAGUGGAACUGAACCUCAUUAACAGAUUACUUUCCUAAUUGUUUCUGACAGCAAAUUAUCACUCCGCUUUUAGCCAGUGAUCCCUUGAAUUGUCUUACGCCACUUUCAGGUCUUAUUGUUGAUCAAAGUCAUAGUUCUAGGUGUGUGGGGGGGGGGUUUAGUGGUGAUAAUUACACCACCGGGUAGGUAUGUCAUAAAUCCCUCCCUUCUUCCAUCAGUGUCAGUCUUGAAGGUGGCUAAAUGCAGCUGGCUUGGGCCUAACCGCUUCAGCUGAUGUGCUCAAAGCAGGCCCAAGAACGUGACAGAAAUGAAAAUGAUGAGGAAAAGGAUUUUGUGGUUUUUGGGUGUGGGUGGAAAUUACAUCACUUUCCUGGGCAGUGAAAAGUGGUGUUACGUGCCUCUUUGCUACAAGAAACCCAAGACUAUGUUCUGGGAGAAUUAGCUUUCAGCUUCUUUCCGGAAACCUUGAACUCUGAAUUCCCACUGGCUCCUUUUUGCUUUCUUUCUCACUUAUUUACAGCAGGGAUGGGGAAACUCUGGUCCAGGCCUCCUUGUUUGUCCCUCCCACUGCAUUUUGGCCAAACCGUGUGCAAUUGGUCAGUGUGCUUGGCUGUCAACCAGAAGGUUGGUUGUUCGAGUCCCAGGGAAGGCUGUGGGCAGAGUUCAGGGGGUUGGCUGGGCCAAAAGGACUUUCUGGAGCACCAAUUACCUGCCAAUCAGCGAGACGGGGAAGCGCAUUGGUGUCCCAACGAUCAGCUGGCUGGCUGUGCAUCAGAAGAUGGGUCUUGGGGUUGCAUCGCUUGUCAUCUUUGUGAUGUCAGGUGAUUGACAGAAUGGCAAUCCCACCCACCUGUCAUAUUUGUUGUUUUUUAUAGUAAUAUUUAUUAGCAUUUUCAUUUUCAAAAAACACCAUAGUUUUUACAUUUCUUAUCAUCACCUGUAUUUUGACUCUCUUGAGUCGUCAAAUUCCACCCAUCCCUCCAAACUGGCUUUCUAACUUCCAGUCGUAACUUCAUCUGCAUUUUUAUUCUGUCUACCUACCUUUCUUUUUACUUUCAUAUUCUUUAUAAUUGUAAAUCAGCUUUUACUUUUAACCAGCAAACCUUUAAGUCAGUCCUGUUAGUGUUGUUUAAUGUUUACAAUCAUAUUUCAAAUAUGUAAUAAAUUACUCCAGCUUUUUUCAAACUGUUGGUCUCGCUGGUCUCAGAUUUUCCUGGACAGUUUUGUCAGUUCUACGUAUUCAAUCAUCUUAUUUUGCCAUUCUUUUCUACUGUCGAAAUUUCUUGCCCACCUGCCAUAUUUGACCUGUGAGGCAAUAGGGGAGAUAAGGAUCUGGCCAGAUCUACUUUCCAUCCUCUCCCUGUGAUUUGGAGUAUUCUGCUUCUCAGGCAAUUAUAAUAACAAUAAUAUAAUAAAUUUUUAUUUAGAAAACCGGGCUCAGGGCGGCUAACAACAAAUUUAAAACACUUAAUUGAUGCUACAAAAAAACAGCGUAAAAUACGGUAUAAAACUUGAAUAAUAAUAAAAUCAAAAAUCAAUUUAGGGGGGAAAUCCAUCCAAUAAACGUUAGAUGAUCACCAGGGCUAGCUGGCUAAAUUAGUCCUAUUUGGGCCAGCAAGGAGACCAGGGGAGAAUUAGCUGUGGGAUCCCAGAGCGGGUAAUCUUCAUAAAAAGGGGAGGGAAGGAAGGGGAAUAAAAGAUCAGGCUAAGUUCAAAUUGAAAGCCAGGCGGAAUAGCUCUGUCUUACAGGCCCUGUGGAAGGAAGUUAAAUCCUGCAGGGCCCUGGUCUCAUGGGACAGAGCAUUCCACCAGGUUGGCGCCAUCACUGAGAAGGCCCUGGCCCUGGUGGAGGAUAGUCUGACUUCCUUAGGGCCCAGGACCUCUAAACUAUGAUUAUUCAUGGACCUUAAGGUCCUCUGCGGGGCAUACCAGGAGAGGCAGUCCUGAAAAUACGAGGGCCCUUAGCAGCGCACUUCAUUUUGGAAAGAGAAAGAGAGGCCCUGCUCUCGGGCGUACAAACUAAAAGGACAAGACUUUCAAGGGAGUAGAGGCAAAAUCGAGAGAGAAAGAUUGUGCCUUCCAAGCCAGGAGGGGGAAGCAGUGUCUCUGCAGCUCCUCUGGUCGAUGGAUGGGGGCUGAGUGGUCUUCCCUCACUGCUUCAAAGUUCUUCCUGGGAGUCAGGGUUGCAGCCCCUCAGUAGUCACAAGGUCCCCUCACAGAGGCCAGAGCAUGCUUCUUUUCAUCUCUGCAAUCCCUUCUAUGAGCAGAACUUGCCGCCAGAGCCAGGCAAUACCUGGGACUGGUUUGCUGUGUUGCAACAGAGACCUUGCUUUUGGAAACUGCUUCCCCUAAAUGGAUAUUCAGGCCUGGAGGAUCUGCUGACCGGGAAACUGGUUAGAAAGAGAAUAGACUUCCUGAACCAUCAGUUUCGAAAAGAGUCCUUUCUGCCUUUUAACGAGUCUUUAAUGGCUUUUAGUGAUUUUUUAUUUGGCUGCAGAGCGAGUGGCCUCUAAUGCAAUUUAAACCAGGUUGCGAUUUAAUUUGUGGGGAACAGCGAAAACCGGUGCUUUUAGAAAAUUAACUUGAGGUUGCCACUGCUAACUCUUGCCAUUGUUGUUGUUGUUUAUACUCUUAACUGUCAAUAUUGCCUAGCUGGUAAAUGAAUGUGCCACCAUCCUGAAUAACUAAUUUAUCUUGCUGCUAAUGAGGAAAAAUACACCAUGGAAGGUUUGUGUAUUUCUGCAAGAUGGGCUCUUGCAACUUCACCUGCAUUCACACAGCAGUUCAUUUUCUGUUUAUUUCUGCAUUGUAUUUUACAAUGUAAAAGCCGUUGUAAAACUAAUGGAAUAUUGUGUGUGUUUAGCGCUCAUUUUUAUGUUAUUUGAGUCCAAAAAAAAAAAAUCUGUUUGCAGCCCUUUUAACCCAGGAAGCUUGAGGGUAUAACAGCAUACAGUUCUUUCCUGCUAUUUUCAUGUGGGAAUCUUGCUGGAACACAAGUGCACACAUGUGGGAAGGAUGAGGGAGUAACAAAGUUAUCCAGUGGCGUUCAAUUUUGUGCCACACCACACCCACUGGUGUGCAUGAAAUUUAGUGUGACAUGCUUGUAUAUUGGGCAGAAAGCCAUAGUUCUGUAAUGCAGCUGGUAAAAGUAAAGGGACCCCUGACCGUUAGGUCCAGUUGCGGACGACUCUGGGGUUGUGGUGCUCAUCUUGCUUUAUUGGCCGAGGGAGCUUCCAGGUCAUGUGGCCAGCAUGACUAAGCCACUUCUGGCGAACCAGAGCAGCUCACACAAACGGUGUCUACCUUUCCGCCGGAGUGGUACCUAUUUAUCUACUUGCACUUUGACGUGCUUUCAAACUGCUAGGUUGGCAGGAGCAGGGACCGAGCAACGGGAGCUCACCCCGUCGCGGGGAUUCGAACCGCUGACCUUCUGAUCGGCAAGCCCUGGGCUCUGUGGUUUAACCCACAGCGCCACCCGCGUCCCUAAUGCAGCAGGUACUGAAGUGUAAAAGGAACAAAAGCCACUAGCAAUUAUGAUCAGGAAAACUAGCGGGAUGGGAUGAGAGGGGGAAAAUAAAGCUUAGAAUCAUCAGAACUUCCAACCCAACCGUUUGCUCAGUGCAGGAUCUGCAGUGCAGGAUGACACAUCAGCAUUCCUUGUGUUGCAAAAACAGAGAAACUUUAAGCAAAAGCAGGCAACACAUGACUAAUAAUGUUCUAACUAUAUAUAUAUAUAUAUAUAUAUAUAUAUAUAUAUAUAUCCUGUAUUAUUUCACAAUUCUUAAACAGAGAACAUAUGAUGGAGAUACAAAUAAUAAAAUAAAUCAAUAUUGUAUGAACAAAAUUGAAGAAGGUAGUCAAUCAAUAUCAUUGAGGCCAAACAGGCCUUUCAAUAGUCCCAAUCCUGUAAUCAUGCAAUAAUAGAAGCUCCAAGCUCAGCAAUUCUUAACAGAGAAUAUGUAAUGGAAUCACAGAAAAUAAAAGUCUAUCACUGAUGCACGAAUAAAAUUAGACAAUAUAGUCCAUCAGUAUUGAAAGAGGCAAACAAGCCUUCCAGCAGUCACAAUCCUGUACCCAUGCGAUGAUGGAUGUUCCAGAAAUGUGGUACAGUUUUGAUAGUAGUUCUUCAUCAGUGUAUGAGUGGUCCUAACAGGUACCUCAAGUAGCAUAAGAUCAGCACUCACUAAGAAGUGUAGAAAGCUGAUCCUUUUAUAAAUAAAUACCAAAAGGGGGGAAAUACAAAAACAAAACCCCAACUUAGCCUCCCCCCUGCCAGCCAAGGAUGCAUCAGUCUUUUUAAGUCUGUCAAAGUCCAGUCUUUGAUUUUGGCAGUUCCACCCAACCCUUGGCUCAGGAUGCCACAACAGCAUCCCUGAAAAAUGCUAUCCAGCCCCUGCAGAAAUGGUCCCACAAAGGAGAACCCAGGCCAACGCCGCUCACUAGUCCUUCUUCACACCCUCCUUUUGUAUUUUUCCCAGGCUGGGACAUGUCCACAAACUCUUUAAAUGCCUUUUGCCUCUCUGGCGGGUGCGUGUGAGCAGAAGCUAGCUUGCCCCCCCUAAAAAAGCUAACAUUUACAUUCAUUGCUCUGCCUUUUUGCUUCCCUGGAUGGAGGAUAGUUUUGUUUUUGUGUAGAAACUGGCCUGCUGUGCAGAUGUGACUUUUUUGGCUCCACCCCCUUUUGCCUCUUGCCCCGCCCCCACCAGCAUGUGGCCCCCAGAAGCUUGCCCAGGAGGGAAAAUGGCCCUCUGGCUGCAGAAGUUCCCCACUCCCUAAUGGAGGUCCAUUGGUCCAUUUAGGCUAGGAUGGAGAUGAUGGAUCGCCUUCACCUCUGGGAUGUGUGAGAAAUUAAAUCAUGGCGUUCCAUCCAUUGUCAGCUGAACAGAGUGAUAUAAUUGUGGAGUCCUGGGAAUAUUAGGAUGGAAGACUGGCUCUAACUGGCUCUCUCGUUCUCCUCAGCAUCCUGCGGCAGUUGCUACGCCUUUGCUUCCAUGGGCAUGCUUGAAUCCAGGAUUCGUAUCCUCACCAACAAUUCGCAGACUCCGACGCUCAGUCCCCAGCAGGUUGUUUCCUGCAGCCAGUACUCUCAAGGUAAACGACAUGGCAGCACUGUAUUCAUUCACUGUAACCUGGACCCAAGAACCUACCGAUCUUGGCUUUCCCCAUUUGUGCUGAAGAACAUCUUCCUCACCAUCUAACCCAGCAACAGAGGCUCUGUGGGACUUCUCCCCUCUGUGGCUCAGGGCAAGGGUUGUAGCUCAGCGGUAGAGCAACUCUUUUGCAUGCAGAAGGUCCCAAGUUCGAUCCCUUGCAUCUCCAGGUAGGACUAGGAAUGUUGCCUGCCCUAAAACCCUAGAGAGCUGCUGCCAAAAACCAGCAUAGGCAUAGAAAUGAAUUUCAUCUGUUUCAGCCAUAGGAGGUAGUGAGGUUUGGCAGAAGCUGAACUGCAGCAGAAUGGAGAUAGCACUGAUUGUGACAAACCCAGAGUGGGAUGGAAACCACUGUCUCCCUAUAUCCCUUAGGACAUUUGUGCAUAUUUGCAGGAUAAGAGAUCUGCACACUGUUGGCUUCUAGAAAUGAAGGGCAUAAACUGGGCAAUGCCCAACUAUUGCAUGGCAGCUUUGAGUUACAGUGGUACCUCAGGUUACAUACGCUUCAGGUUACAUACGCUUCAGACUCUGCUAACCCAGAAAUAGUACCUCUACUUACAGACUCUGCUAACCCAGAAAUAGUACCUCGGGUUAAGAACUUUGCCUCAGGAUGAGAACAGAAAUUGUGAUCCGGCGGCGCGGCAGCAGCAGGAGGCCCCAUUAGCUAAAGUGGUGCUUCAGAUUAACAAGAGUUUCAUGUUAAGAACGGACCUCCAGAACGAAUUACCGUAUUUUUCGCCCUGUAGGACGCACUUUUUCCCCUCCAAAAAUGAAGGGGAAAUGUGUGUGCGUCCUAUGGGGCGAAUGCAGGCUUUCGCUGAAGCUUGGAGAGCGAGAGGGGUCGGUGUGCACCGACCCCCCUCUCUCUCUCUCCAGGCUUCAGGAAGACAUCCGCAGCCUAGGCAGCCCUGCGGGAGUUCCCGCAGGGCUAUCUAGGCUGCGGAUAGCAGCCUGCCGCCCGGCGCGACAGGCGCCCUGAAGCAGAGCGCCCCUCGCGCCGGGCAGACAUCCGCAGCGUGGGGAGCCCUGCAGGAGUUCCCCGCAGGGCUCCCCAUGCUGCGGAUAGCAGCCUGCCGCCCGGCACGAGGGGCGCCCUGAAGCAGAGCGCCCCGCGCGCCAGGCAGACAUCGGCCAGCCCCACAAGCUCGGGAGACAGCAGGGAGGCGCAGCGCCGCCAUCCCGCUGUUCCUCAACCUGGUUCGGUUUCCCCGACCUGGUUUUGGGGGGGAAAUAAAGGGGGGGAAAUUUCCUUUAUUUCCCCCCCAAAAAAACUAGGUGCAUCCUAUGGGACGGAGAGUCCUAUGGGACAAAAAAUACGGUAAGUACUUAACCCGAGGUACCACUGUAUUUGGUCAAGACAGAAAGCGGAAUGAGCCAUGAGAACAGAGCAUAGAAAUUGGGGCGAACACUAGGGCUGGACAAUAUAUUGUCUAAAACUGGAUUAAGUCCGUAACAUAAUAUUGGUUUUAUAAUUUUUGACCUGACAAAAUACUGCAAAUUGUGAUAUAUGUGUGUGUUCUAUGCAGAAAUCACAAUGUGGGAAAAAUUGUGAAGCCAACCAAUGUCUCUACAUAGUCCCAUCCUUAUUUCAGACAUUGUGGCAUAUAGUCAUACCUCGGCUCCCGAACGCCUUGGGAGUUCAAUGUUCUGGCUCCCAAAUGUUCGAAAAACAGAAUUGAGUGUUCCAGUUUUCCAACAUUCUUUUGGAAGCUGAACAUCCGACAGAGCUUCCGCAGCUUCCAAUUGGCUGCAGGAGCUUCCUGCAGCCAAUCAGAAGCCACACUUUGGUUUUUGAACGUCGAACAGACUUCCAGAACGGAUUUCGUUUGACUUCCAAGAUACGACUCUAUUGUGGUGUUUAGCUGGUGAUAUACCAAGAUGUUGAAAACCAGCGAUCGCCCAACCCUAGUGAACACAUACAUAUUCUCAAAGCUUGAUUGGCAAUGAAGGAGAACCCCCGCCCCCGGACAAAUUGUGUGAUUAACCAUCUGGGUUAUUUCCUUGUUUCUUUCAGGCUGCGAUGGAGGAUUUCCUUACCUCAUUGCUGGCAAAUACGCUCAGGAUUUUGGUGUGGUUGAGGAGGACUGUUUCCCUUACACAGCCAGAGAUUCGCCCUGCACUUUUAAGAGCAAGUGCUACCACUACUAUGCCACCAACUACCACUACGUUGGCGGCUUUUACGGAGGGUGCAACGCAGCGCUGAUGGAACUUGAACUUCUUGCGCACGGGCCUAUGGCUGUUGCCUUUGAAGUGUAUAGUGACUUCCUGCAUUACGAAGGGGGGAUCUACCACCACACGGGCCUGAGGGAUCCUUUCAACCCUUUCGAGCUGACCAACCAUGCUGUCUUGCUCGUCGGCUACGGCAGUGACCCAGCCACCGGCGAGAAGUUCUGGAUAGUGAAGAACAGCUGGGGAGAGAGAUGGGGCGAGGGGGGUUAUUUCAGGAUCCGUAGAGGCACUGACGAAUGUGCGAUAGAGAGCAUCGCCGUGGCCGCCACGCCUAUCCCCAAAAUGUAG
Podarcis lilfordi (Lilford's wall lizard) is the source of this 26514-nucleotide messenger RNA. Lineage: Eukaryota; Metazoa; Chordata; Lepidosauria; Squamata; Lacertidae. The record is from the annotation of a GenBank genome assembly.